This is a messenger RNA of Tyto alba (common barn owl), 1465 nucleotides long. It is a transcript of the gene CUNH20orf204, whose product is annotated as chromosome unknown C20orf204 homolog. NCBI's taxonomy places the organism in Eukaryota, Metazoa, Chordata, Aves, Strigiformes, Tytonidae. The transcript has 5 exons. Bases 1 to 666 code for a protein of 221 amino acids. The record is from RefSeq and is a predicted model, not a curated record.
AUGAUAACGAUCACCACAAACGCUACCAGAAAUCGAAACUUGGGGACGGGGGGGGGGGGGGGUUUGCUCUCUGUAAACGGGCUCCCGCACACCUUUGCAGCACAAAACAGCCCCAACCCUCCUCUCCGCUCGGGGACUUUCGUCGCUUUGGAUCUCGGGAUUCUCCCCCGGGCGCUCUCCUGUGCUGUUCUGCUCCUCCUGCUCGUCGCCGUGCUGAGCAGAGGCAAAAGGUGCAGCAUUGCCAAAAUCCUCCGGCAGUACCGCGCCGUCAUCUUCUACGAGAUCCAGAACCUGAAAAACCUGAGCGGAUCGGCAGACAGGAGUGGAAGGGUUGGGCCGGCUUGUCGGUCAGACAAGGACCAGAAGAUCCUCCUCUCCAUCUACAACAUCAGCAUGUCCCUGCGGGAGGUGGCAGCCGGCACCCUGCGCAGCCCCGAGGAGCUGGCCGUGCGGAAGGUGGCCAGUAACACCGACUUUGUACUCCGGGAGAACUGCAGGAAAAUCAGCAAGAGCCUGCCGCGCGUCCCGGCGCAGCCCCGGCACAGGGGACCCGGCCGCAGGAGGAAGCAGCUACGGGAGAUCGGGAGGAAGGCGGAGAGGCUGGCAACCUGCUGGGAGAAGCUCUACGCCCUGCACGCACCCCACCGUGCCCCCCGGGACUCGUAGGGACGCCCUCGCCACACGCCGGAGGGACGGGCUGCUCCGGCACCGUGGCUGCCGGCGUCUUGUUUGGAAACCUGGGGUAAAUUCAACCCUGAAGGCAGCGGAGUUGCUACCGGUGGGCGCCCAAGUUGAAGUCACCCUCCUGUUUUGAGCGGUACCUGGCGACCGGCCCCACCGCACGUGGUGGGGACUGGCAGGUCGGUUUGCCGGGGGAUGGCUGCGGCAGGAAGCCAGAAACGUGGGGGAGAAGAAGGGAAAGUGGUGAAAAAAAGGAGGUGAGGCGUUGGGUUUCUGCGCUGCUCCUGGCCCUGCAUCACCGGCUGCUUCCUUGGGGACAACGGUUGCUUUUGCGGGGGCAGAAAGAGGACGCGUGGGGCCGUGGCUUGGAGGGCUCUGCUGGAAGCGGGAUCACUGCGCGUCUCCAGGGCUCUGGGGGUGACUUUUGGGCUGUGGAGAGGGACACGUGUCCCUGUUGCACUGUGGACAGGGAAGCUGGGGUGCAUCACUGGGCACCCGGGGAACCCUGGUGCUUGCAAAGAGCAAAACCCCACGUAGCUGGAAGGGCUUGAGGCCAAGGCUCGGCCUCGGAGAUGGGCAGCACCACCGAAGGAUCUGGCUGCUCGGCACUGUGGGUGCCCCAACACCCCCCUCAGUGAGCCGAGCCCGGAGGGAUGCGGCGUUCAGUGAGAUGAGGAGCAUCCUCCUUCAUCACUGUGCUCUGCCUGGCUGGGGGUCCCCGCUCCCCUGUUGGGUGGCAAACAGUCUCGGGGAGGCCAGAAAUAAAACCUCUCCUUCCCUGGGA